Messenger RNA from Drosophila miranda, 2187 nucleotides. RefSeq names its product intraflagellar transport protein 46 homolog (gene IFT46). The coding region runs from base 255 to 1493 and encodes 412 amino acids. The record is from RefSeq and is a predicted model, not a curated record. Gene Ontology annotation, cellular component: centrosome; intraciliary transport particle B; motile cilium. Gene Ontology annotation, biological process: cilium assembly; intraciliary transport. NCBI's taxonomy places the organism in Eukaryota, Metazoa, Arthropoda, Insecta, Diptera, Drosophilidae. The transcript has 2 exons.
AGAACAGAAAGAAAAACAGAAAAAAACAUAAAGAAAAAUCCAGCGUGAAGGAAGGAAGCAAAGGAGCGACAACAGUUGAAGGACUCUCUGCACCUGCAAGGAGCGGAAAAUCGUGUAAAAUUGUCAAUGCAGUGAGGCAAGUGCAGCGAGGAUUCCGCGUAAACCCAAGCGGCAGGAAGUGGGAAGAACUACUCGAGAGGACGAGCAUUUCGCAGCUGGAAGGAAGGAAGGAAGGUGCACAGCCGGCUGUGGCCAUGAACUACUACGACGAGGAGAUCACAAUCGGCGGAGGCGACUCCAAGCAUCUGAGCAGCGUUCAAAUGGAGCCGAGACUCGGUGCGGCAGUUGCUGCCAGAAGAGGUGGCAGUGGACCAGGAGCUGGAGCAGGAGAAGAAGGCAGAGGUGGACAAAGGGCGGCCGCAGGCAGGCAUCGAAGAAUGCUUCAGGGAAACAACUCCACCGAUGACGAUGGUCUCCUACAGGACAUCAUUGAUCACGAUGACGAGGCCGAGGACAGCGACGAGGACGAUGACAGCGAGAUGCAACUGCCCGACGGCAUGGGUAUGGGCAUGACAGCCCCAAGGCCUCAAACGCGACCAGGUAGCACUCGGAAUGCCAAGCCUCAGGCCCAGGACCAGGACCAGGACGAUCAAAUGAGUUCGGGCAGCGAUGAGGCAACACUGGGUGGAGGAGCGGUACCCAAGUUGCCGCAUCACAAGUUGGCACUGCCCAUGCAGCAGCGUCGCAGUGCAGGUCGGGCGGGGCCAAGCGGUGGCCAACGACAGGAGCCGUCCUUCAACCUGACGCCGGACAAGUGGGAACAGCUGCCACUGCAGCAGGACCUCAAAGACAUAUUCCCCUACAUCCUGAAGUACACGCCGCAGACGAUUGACACGCCCUAUCACCUGCAGCCGUUCAUUCCGGAAUUUGUACCCGCUGUGGGCGAUGUGGAUGCUCUGCUGAAGGUGCAGGCGCCACCUCUGCUCCAGCCACAGCGUCAGCGGGAGCUGGACGAGCACUUGGAGCGAUUGGGUCUGUGGCUAUUGGAUGAGCCAUCGGGCACGCAGAGCGAACCCAGUCUCCUCAAUAUGAAACUCCGUUCCGUGUUGAGUGGCAGUCGAGGUAGAAACCCGCGGCACGCAUCCUCGGCUGCCUUGGUACCCACCGCGAGAUCGGCCAAGGACAUUGACAAGUGGAUCGGUGAGGUGGAGCAGGUGCACAUGACCCAAUCCCUGUACGAUGCCCAGCCCCGCAAGGACAUUGACGCUCUGCUCGAGGACUGGCCACGCUCCUAUGCCGAUGCGGAGACUAAGGAUGCCCUGGAUCAGGCCUACCGUUCCUGCCUGCAGCAACAUCUCCCGCUGGCCGACUAUGUGCGCGUGCUAUGCGAAAGGUUUGGCAUCGAGGGACCCCUGGACUCCCAGGCGGAUUACAUACACAACGUCCAGACACUCUUUGCCCUGUACCUGGCCGCCAGCCAGGCAUGGGAGUAGGUGGCCAUGCGAAUGAGUAUAAGGGUGGAGGUGGAUGUGGAGGCAGGUGAUGCCUGGCCCCACUAAUAACGCUAAUGGCUUCGAUUAAGUGACAGCCAGACGCCGUUUGUUUGCCUUUGUUGCCUCCACGCAGGAUGCCACGGAUGCCACGAAUGCAGAGAAUGCCACGGCUGGAGCUUCGGCUUCUGCUCUGUUCUAUUCUGGCAUUAAAUCGCUUGGAAAAUGGUCAACCCAUAACCUGCUUGUUUGAUGUGGGAGAUGGGAAAGGUAAUGGUAAUGGAGGGGAUGGGAUGGGAUGGCUUGAUUGGAGGUGAACUAAGUUCCAUUUCUGGCGAGGAACUGUUUGCUUUGGCUAAUGAGGGACGACCAAUCAAGUACUUAGCUGCAUUACAUCUGCAAAUGACAGAGCAUGUAAGAAAAUCUGAUAAAUUUGAUCUACAGAUUUAUUGGUCAUGGGAUUGCUAAAACAUAGAUUCCAGAGUGUGUGCUUUAUUAUACAUAUUGAUAUAUGCACAUAUCUUCAGAUACAGCAAUUGUAUUGACAAAAAUACAAAAUCCUAUAAAAGUUCAUACAGUUCCCUUUCCAACCCAUCAAUGCGUUUGGAUAUACAUAGGUAUGGCAAAAGCCGAGUGAAAAUUAUGAGAGUGCUAUGAUAAUUAUAAUAAUAAACCAUGUAAGAACAUCAUAAAUUUA